CUCAAACCGAAAGUGAGACUGAGGAACGGGAGGAGACAGAAACAGGACUGCGGGUACAGAUUAAAUAUCACUGGUCUCCUCUGAGGAAUGUGCAUGAAACAAGAUGAAUUGAAUAGAAAAUGUGUGCUGAUGUUGCAGGAUUACCAUGACAACUGGUUUUCACUGACCAGAAAGCAUCGUCAUCAUCAUCGUCAUCAUCAUCAUCAUCAUCAUCAUGUUUACAGGGGUGAAUUCCAUGAUGACGCUUCCGUAUGCCAGUCAUCUAGAUGAAACCAUGGAGACAGAGUUGUUAAAAACAGCAUCUGGAGCAAUUAGCUGUGUCUCCUUUAAGAGUGAUUGGUCCAUAGAAAAGCCGCCUAGCCUGAGCAGGGAAAAUGUCAUCCCUAAGAGCAGAUGUAAUAUGAAAAGUGCAUCUCCAGCAACCAGCUGUGUGUCUAUGAAGAGUGACCACUCCAAAGAAAUGCCCUUAAGCCUGAGCGGGGAAGAUGUCAUUACUGAAGAAAUUCAACCCUUCAAAACGGAAGCUCUGCAAGAACCUACACUGAUAAAGAUAUCUUCAGGCUUUUGGAAAGAUUCUAAAAAUGUUCUAUCCAGAGUCUUAAAUACUCACAAAACCAGCAUGAGCAAUAAGCACCAGAGCUUAUUCGAAGGAAUCAAAAUGUACAGAAAUAAAACUCCUCUGAAUACGAUUUAUACUCAGCUCUACAUCAUAGAGGGAGAGAGUGAAAGCGUGAACAACGAACAUGAAGUUUUAAAGAUGGAGAGAAGGCCAGGACGACAGCACUUCCAUGAUAGGCCAAUUAACUGCUUAGAUAUAUUUAAUUACAAUGGAGAACUUGACAGAGAAAAUGGAGCAAGAGGACAAAAGCUCAGAACAGUGUUAACGAAAGGAAUUGCUGGAAUCGGGAAAACCGUGUCGGUACAGAAAUUCAUUCUGGAUUGGGCAGAAGGAAAAGCCAAUCAGGACAUCGAUUUCAUGUUUGUGCUUCCGUUCCGUGAGUUAAAUUUGAUUAAAGAUGACUGUUACAGUCUUCACAAGCUCUUGUGCGACUUCCAUCCCGAGCUAAAAGUUCUGGACGCACGCAUAUACCAGAUGUGUAAAGUCGUCUUUAUUUUCGACGGCCUAGAUGAAAGCAGACUUCCUCUCAACUUUUUAAAUAGUAAGAAAGUAUCUGAUGUAAUGAUGACAUCAUCAGUGAGUGCCCUGAUGUCAAGCCUAAUCACCGGUCACCUGCUUCCUUCUGCCCUCAUCUGGAUAACCUCCAGACCAGCGGCGGCCAGUCAGAUCCCCCGGAUGUACCUCGAUCGCGUGACAGAAAUUCAGGGAUUUAGCGACGAACAAAAGGAAGAGUAUUUUAGGAAGAAAAUCAGCGAGCAAGACCACGCCGAGAAAAUCAUUUCCCACAUUAAAAGGACGAGGAGUCUUUAUAUUAUGUGCCACAUCCCAGUGUUUUGUUGGAUAUUAGCUACAGUGCUACAGAAAAUAAUGAAACAAAAUAUUCACACAGAGGCGCCGAAAACUCUGGCUGAGAUAUAUGCGCACUUCCUGCUUAUUCAAACGAACAUAAAAAAUGAAAAGUAUGAAAAAAUGGAUGAAAGAGAUCCCGAGAAGCUUCUGCAAACAAACAGAGGCACGAUUUUAAAGCUAGCAGAACUGGCUUUUAAGCAGCUGAUGAAGGGCAACGUGAUGUUUUAUGAAGAAGACCUGAGAGAGUGCGGUAUCGAUACCACCGAGGCAUUGGUGUACUCUGGGAUUUGCACUGAGAUCUUCAAAGAAGAAUCUGUGCUGUACCAGAAGAAGGUCUACUGCUUUGUGCAUCUUAGCUUUCAGGAGUUUUUUGCUGCUCUAUACGUGUUUUACUGCUACAUAACAAAGAGCAUGGAGGCGCUACAGUUUUUCAUGCCCCUCUCCGGACAGUGGUCCGAGGAUCUUCCCUUGGACGAGUUGUUAUAUUCAGCAAUCGAUAAAGUCUUACAUACUGACAACGGACACUUAGAUCUUUUUCUCCGUUUCCUGCUUGGCAUCUCACUGGAGACCAACCAGAGCCUCCUGCGAGGCCUCCUGAGCCACACACACAGCAGCUCAGAGAACAUCAAGAGUGCAGUCCAGUACAUCAAAUGGCAGAUUCAAACCGAGGACCUUCCGAGUGACAGAGCAAUCAACCUGUUCCUGUGUCUCACAGAAAUGAAGGAUCAGUCUCUGUUAAAAGAGAUUCAGGAGUUCCUGAAGUCGGAGAAUCGAUCCGAGAAAAAGCUCUCGGCUGCACACUGCACAGCGAUGGCGUACAUACUGCAGAUGUCCGACGACGUCAUGGAGGAGCUGGAUGUGAAGAAUUACAACGCAUCACAGGAGGGAAGAUGGAGGCUGAUAAGUGCUGUAAGCAACUGCAGAAAGGCUCUGCUAGCAGGCUGUUAUCUCACUGUAAGUUCUUGUGACACCUUCACCUCAACUCUGCAGUUAGAAAAGUCCCCUUUGAGAGAACUGGACCUCAGCAACAACGAUUUGCAGGACUCGGGGGUGAAGCUGCUCUCUGAUGGCCUGAAGAGCCCACACUGUAAACUGGAGAUACUCAGACUAGCUAUUAGUAAUCUUGGAGCGAAGGCAUGCGAGUAUUUGGGAUCAGCUUUCAUGCUGCCACACUCAACCCUGAGAGAACUGGACGUCAGUAACAAUGAUUUGGGGGACACGGGAGUGAAGCUGCUGUCGGAUGGCCUGAAGAGCUCAGACUGUAAACUGGAGAGACUCAGAUUAUCUGGAUGUCUAAUCACAGGAGAAGGCUGCGCUGCUCUGGCUUCAGCACUGAGGUCAAACCCCGCACACCUGAGAGAGCUGGAUCUGAGCUACAACCUUCCAGGAGACACAGGAGAGGAGAUGCUGUCCGCUAUACUGAACGAUCCAGACUGCAAACUGGAGACACUCAGGUUGGACCAUGCGAACAAGAUUAGACUCACACCUGGUCUAAGAAAAUAUGCCUGUAGGCUCACGCUGGACCCGAACACGGCACACACACGUCUCGCUCUGUCUGAUGGGAACAGGAAGGUGACGCACGGUAAAGAUGACCAGCCGUACCCUGACCACCCGGAGAGGUUCGAUUACUGGAAGCAGGUGAUGUGUAGAGAGAGUCUGCAUGGACGCUGUUACUGGGAGGCGGAGUGGGCCGGCGGGGAAUCCGUGAUCUCAAUGAGUUAUAAAGAAAUACGCCGGAAAGGAGGCAGAGGUGACUGCGUGUUCGGCUCCAGUGAGCAUUCCUGGAAACUGGACUGCUCUAGUAACAGUUACACUGCCUGGCACAACAAGAAAAGAACGGACAUACCUGCACCUCCGUCCUGCUCGAAUCGGGUAGGAGUGUACCUGGACUGGCUCGAGGGUUCCCUGUCGUUCUACAGCGUCUCCUCUGACGCACACACACUUACACACCUGCACACAUACAACGCCACGUUCACAGAGCCGCUUUACGCAGGGUUUUGGGUUGACUGUGACUCCUCGGUGAGUCUGUUCUGAUCACGUUGAUCUCUCAAUCUGAUAGGCUGGAAGGUUGAUUAAUCCAAAACAGGUUAGGUACAUGUUUAUAUUAAAAGACACGUGUUAUAAUAUACGUUACAUUAUCUUUUAUAAAAGUAAAAGGCACUUGAUACAGGUACUGGAUGUUUAGCAUUAUUCAUUUUUAAGAAUAAUGUAAGGACAGUGAUCGUGUGACAUAAGUGGCAAAGAUUGUUGUUGUUGUUGUUGUUUUUUUUUCAAAAAAAGUUUACCGCUUGUAUUUUGGUCUAAGUAAGCUACUGUAGAUUUUUUUCACAGUUUGUUUGCAUUCAAAUGAUAAAAUCUAACAAAAAGACAAAGGCAAUGUGAUCUUGCCAAGCUCUGAUCUCUAAUUACUGAUUUCCUUAUCUGGGUUUUUAUUAAGGAAGGAAAAAACGAUGAUCUUUUGAAGUAUUUUGAGUCAUCACUUAUAAUCUGAUAUUUAAAUGUGUCGUUCCUACACAGUGGGACUUUGGGCUGUAUGUAACCCCAAACCUUUACCAUUAGCAGACUAUUCGAGUGCAUAUAAAUGGCAAAAUCUAUUUUUUUUCCCCAGUUAUCUGACAAUUUCAAGCAUUUGAAUGCACUCAGGUCUGUGUACACUCAACUAGCAUCACACUGCAGUGUUCUAUCCAUUCCUUACUGUUUUUAUACUUUCCAUUAAUUCAUUAGUAUACAGUAUAAUUUACUAUUUAUUUUACUUAUCAGUUUAUUUAUUUUAUACUCAGUAAAAUGUUCACUGCUGCUUCCCAGGGAAAGUUUAACAUUAUUAUUAUUAUUUUUUUU
Clarias gariepinus (North African catfish) is the source of this 4306-nucleotide messenger RNA. Its product is annotated as NLR family CARD domain-containing protein 3-like. NCBI's taxonomy places the organism in Eukaryota, Metazoa, Chordata, Actinopteri, Siluriformes, Clariidae. The coding region runs from base 215 to 3502 and encodes 1095 amino acids. The transcript is spliced from 11 exons. The record is from RefSeq and is a predicted model, not a curated record. Gene Ontology annotation, molecular function: protein binding.